Messenger RNA from Ipomoea nil (Japanese morning glory), 3745 nucleotides. RefSeq names its product importin-5-like. Gene Ontology annotation, cellular component: nucleus; cytoplasm. Gene Ontology annotation, biological process: protein import into nucleus. Gene Ontology annotation, molecular function: nuclear import signal receptor activity. Lineage: Eukaryota; Viridiplantae; Streptophyta; Magnoliopsida; Solanales; Convolvulaceae. The coding region runs from base 696 to 3722 and encodes 1008 amino acids. The record is from RefSeq and is a predicted model, not a curated record. The transcript has 15 exons.
UGAGAGAGAAAAUGCUCCAAGACGAAAAGAAAUGGAGCUGAUGUCCUCGCCGGAAGCUCCAGAACAUGUGCAGGAGUGUACGGAAGUCUUCGGUGGACGAGAGCUUCCGGAAGCUGGGGAUAGAGAAGCUUCCGAGCAUCGGAGAUAUCCAGAGAGUGGAGUAAUGAAGACCCGGUGGCCGCAAAAUUGUACUCUAACUCUUCGCCGGCGAGAAGAAGCUCUAUGCAUGAGCAAGUGUUUGAAGGUGUAGGCACUGCUACAGAUGAUGCUUGCUUUAUAUAUGUAGACUAUCAAAUGUCCAGGUAUUUAGCUUUUUAAGUUUUCCGAUAUAUAUAUAUGCUAUGCGGGGGGUUUGAUCUCGGAUUAUAAGCCGACUUUGGUUGAAUUGAUGAUUGUUUCAAAGCCUUCAACAUAUUCAUUAUAUUAAUGGAUCGCCCGAUUUGAGAGAGAUGAUUAGGGAUUUUGAUUUUUUUGGGAAGUUAACUGUGAAUUCAGGCACUCGGCUACUAAAAAAUUAAAAUAAUAUUUGAGUCUAUUGUUUAAAAAAAUAAAUAAAUAAAAAAAUCUUGGCAGUUAAAAACUGAAAAUGGCCGUUGAUGGGAUCCCCCCAUAUUUAACCUCCCGCCAUAACCCACUUUCUUUCUUUCCUUCUGUGUGUCAUCUCUCCAUUGCUCCAAGAACCUCCACUCUUUCUCAUGGAGUCUCCGUCUACUUCUGAAAAUAAUCAAAUUCACUCCCAAAUCAAAGAACUCUUGAGCGAACAUAACCGAGAUGGUUUCUUCGACUUCGUCAAUUAUCUCUUCUCUGAGGACGAAGCCAUCCGCAACCCCGCCGACUCCCUCUACAACAUCGUCAUGAACGAGUAUCCGAAUGCUCUUUCUAACAAGCUCGCCUUAGCCAUCAACAGCAGUCCUGAUACCCAAACCAGACUUCGCUGCUCUACCCUCUUCUCCCGUAAUCUUGCGUUAAAAUCUCCCCUCAUCGACCAUAUUCUCAACAAAAGAUUCAAGACCUUCUUUAUCCAGCUCAUCCAGGAUGAGGAGGAAUGGGAGAUCCUCAAGAUUCACUGCGCCUGUGUUUCAAGCAUUGCUGCUCUGCUUUUUCCCAAGCAAGAUUGGCCCGAAUUGCUGGUAUUGAUGUUCGAAUGGUUAUCUUCUCCAAACUCAACACUUACAAGAUGGGCCUCUGUUGUUUUGCUCUACGAACUGAUUCCAAAAUGUCCUGAUACUUUUAGUCCCUAUGUCGAGACUAUAAGUUUAGAGUUUAAGCGGUUAAUAGAUACUGAAGAUAACAGAGCCAGAAUCGCCACUGUUGGUGCCGCGGCGAAGUUUAUUUUGCACUUAGCUACUCCUUCAAAUCAUGACCAGUAUUAUGGUCUGUUGACCAGAAUGAUCGCGGUAUUGGGGGAUGAUGUUUAUGAUCAAGAUCUUGCGUGUAAUGCCCUUGAUGCAAUGACUAUCUUGGCCAAAGCAAAACCAACCUUCUUCACACUUCAUAUUAAGUACUUGGCAGAGGCAAUGCUUAUGGUAGCGAGCGAUACUAAUUUGAACGAAAAGAUGAGGAUACUAGCAGUUAACUUCUUCGUCACAGUGGCUGAGGGCGGAGAUGAAAGUAACGCAAUGAUUCAGAAUCUGCCCAGUAAUCUAAUUGAAGACUUGCUCACACAGUUGCUUCAAAUGCUGAUGUGCGUUGAGGAUGACAUUUCUUGGAACGAAGCAGAUGUUUAUGAUAUGAAUGCAGGCAAAACGGCUAUGUCCUGUUGUGCUGAGGAUGCUUUGAGCAGACUGGCGAUAGUCCUGGGUGGAGAUGUAAUUGUGCCCAAUUCUCCUGAUUCGCUCCCAGAUUUCUUUGAAGAUGAUGAUUGGAAAAAGCGCUAUGCUGCAGCAGGGGCCCUUGGCUUAAUUGCAUCAGGUUGCUCAAAGAUGUUAGUACAAUACCUGGAAGAGUCAUUGGAAAAAACAAUGGCACUAGUUCGUGAUCAGCACCCUCGCGUGCGCUGGGCAGCUAUCUAUGCAAUUUCUGAAUUCUCAAAGUACCUGAGUCCCUUUUUUCAAGAACGGUGUCAUCAACAAGUUAUUCCUGCUUUAUCAGAAGUCAUGGAUGAUUUUGGCAACCCCAGAGUGCAGACAUAUGCAGCAAGGGCAAUGUCAAAAUUCUGCCAGAAUUGCUGCUCAAAUAUAUUGAAACCAUACAUGAAAGAAAUGAUUAGCAAAUUGCUUAUGUUCCUGCAGGCAGGAAAGACAUUUUUGAAAGAAACAGCUUUGAGUGAGUUAGCCUCAUUAGCUGAUUCAACCAAGGAUGAUUUUCGACCAUUCUAUCCCAUGGUUAUGCCCUACCUGAAACUUAUAUUAAUAACAGAAACUUCCAAUUGCAUGCUAGUUGCCAAAACCCUAGAGUGCAUCACUUUGGUUGCAGUGGCUGUGGGAAAAAGUGUAUUCUCUACUGAUGUUGAAGAGAUUGUUAACGUUCUUCUCUCAGAACAUAACCGUGUUGAUAUGGAUGAUCAAGUGAAAUGUUAUUUGCUCCAAGCAUGGGGGAGAAUAUGCGUAUCUUUAGGGGAGGACUUCCGUCCUUACCUGAGUGCUGCUGUGCCUCUGGUGAUUGAGUCUGCUAAACUGGAAGAUCACCUAAAGAAUAAUUUUGGGAAUUUGAAGCAAAGAAGCAUUAUCUUGAAGGAGAUGUUGUGGGCCUGUAAUACGAUAUGCUGCUUUGCUAUUCAUAUCAAAGGAGGACUGCAUUUGUGGAUUAAAAAGAUUUUAAAUGGAGUACUUCCACUUGUCAAUUUUAAAUUUGAUGAAGAAGUUAGAGUAGCUGCAAUAUCAGUAAUGCCAUUGCUGUUGCGAUCAGCUGCUACUGCUGUGGAAAACGAGCUUCCUAUUCCAGAACUUUUAGAUUCUCCAAUCAGUACUUUAGCUAAGAUCAUAAUCCCAACUUUGGUUGAAGCCUUAGCGGCACCAACCAUAAAAACUCAAGCGCAAGCAUUGGUGGCAUUGAAAGAAAGCAUGCAGAUUGCUACAGCGUGGGCCCCAGAUACGGAUGAAAUUAUUGGCAGCAUAUUGAUGGUUCUCUUGCUAUGCUUCGAAAGGAAAAAGGAAAGAGAGAGUGUGGAACAGUGUAGCUUAGACUCUACGAACGCUGAACUGGUCAAGGAGGAAAUUCAGGAGGAGCACAAUGUUUGCACAGAAGUUCGUAUUUGCUUGCAAAUUUUGUUAAAAAGGCUGUGUGCUCAAAACAUCAUCCCUGAAAUUGCUUACGUAAAAACAAUGUGGCAAAAUGAUACAACACCAGAAGAAAGAAGAAUGGCAUUUGACAUUUUUGGUUACAUUGCUGUGGAAUUUGGAGAACGGGGUUUAAGACAAUAUGAAGAUUGUAUCCCAUUCAUGUUCGAAGCUUGCAGGGAUACAGAUCCAAACAUUCAACAGAUUGCUGCCCGUGCAAUUGGCAUAUAUUGCGAGUUUGGGAGAGAAAUGUUUGAGCAGCAUCUUCAAGGUAGCUCAAAUAGUUUGUGUUUGUUCAUUUGUUUUAUUUAUAUGUUUUUCUGCUGUGAACUGUCAGCAAGCCAUUCCAACUACUCUGCAGAAGGACUCUCUAGUCUGGAAUAUAUAUUUCAGCAGCCUGAUAAAAACACAGAGCACACAAUGGCUAAAGAAGCAGCUAGUUGUGCUUACGGGAAAAUCUGUUUCUUCUUUCAUGAAGAAAUUAACUACGAGGUAAGCAAUUAAUGAACUUUAGAUGUUACCCAUCA